Molecule: messenger RNA, 360 nt
Organism: Plasmodium gonderi
Lineage: Eukaryota; Apicomplexa; Aconoidasida; Haemosporida; Plasmodiidae
Exons: 6
Coding region: 1-360 (119 amino acids)
Source: RefSeq, a predicted model, not a curated record
AUGAAUGAAGAUCUUGAGUACCUUAAAAACAAAAAAAUAACAGAAAUAUUUGAGGGGUUGUUAGGUUAUGUUUAUUUCGAAAAGCCACAAAACAUAGUGGAGUCUUUAAUAGGAGAGCUGAAAAAAUUAGAAAAGGAGAGCAAAAUAAGAAAAGUGUUUGACGUGGAAGACAUAAAAGCUGUGUACAAUUUUUUAAAUUUGGAAAAUGAUAAAUAUAUAUCUAGAGAUAAAUGCAUUCUAGGCUUAAGUCAAUUUGUGUUGAACAAUAAGCAGAGGGAAUUUAUGGAAAAGGAAAAAAUCACAAAUGAUGUCGAUUUAGAAAUAUUCACUUCCUAUGCUGAAAAAAUAAUUAAUUUAUAA